This is a messenger RNA of Poecilia latipinna (sailfin molly), 3621 nucleotides long. RefSeq names its product cadherin 13, H-cadherin (heart) (gene cdh13). Lineage: Eukaryota; Metazoa; Chordata; Actinopteri; Cyprinodontiformes; Poeciliidae. Bases 1 to 2313 code for a protein of 770 amino acids. Gene Ontology annotation, molecular function: calcium ion binding; cadherin binding; beta-catenin binding. Gene Ontology annotation, biological process: homophilic cell-cell adhesion; multicellular organism development; adherens junction organization. Gene Ontology annotation, cellular component: plasma membrane; adherens junction; catenin complex. The record is from RefSeq and is a predicted model, not a curated record. The transcript has 15 exons.
AUGGCGGACGAUCCACGGCGAAACGCGUUUGACCUUCAGGCAGAACAGAUGAACUGGUUUGACCUCAAAGCUCCUCAGCGAAGUGGGGCAGAUUCAUUUGUUCAGCAUUAUGACAGUCGGUACAAAAAAUAUGUAAAUGUUUCUAAAUUGACUGACAGCAGGCAGCAGAUUCAGCUGGUGUUCAUUUCUCUGACGGCCGUUUUGUUUUCUGUGCUGCAGAUCGCUCAGCCAGGCGGCCGAGCGGACGGCUGUGUGCCCGGCUUCCAGGUCAGAAACUACCAGCUGGUGUUGGGCGGACCGCUGCAGAAAGGCCAGCCGCUUCUACAAGUGGAGUUUGAUGACUGCGCGGGGAACGAGGACGUGUCGUUUGAGGUGUCAGAUCCCAGCUUCCACGUGGACGGAGACCUGAACCUGGUUCCCCGCCGGGACGUGGAGUCCUGCGGGCCGGUGCUGCUGGUCCACGGCUUCGGAUCGCAUGUAGAUGACCGGGCGCAGGUGGACGUCUCCGGACUUCCUGUCCGGUCGGAGAACACGCUCACGGAGGUUCUGGGCCAGAAGCUACGGUACCGGUCGAAGAGAGCGCUCCUCGUCCCGCCGAUGAUCGUCACUGAGAACCAGAGGGCUCCGUUUCCCAGGCUCAUCGGCAAGUCUCACGUAAUUUUGACAGAGAAGACGGUGCACCAUAUCUUCCGACUGACAGGCCCCGGCGCUGACCAAUAUCCCAAUGAUCUUUUCACCAUUGACACAGAGACAGGAGACGUGUCAGUCAGCCGCUCACUGGACCGAGAGACCAUCGACUCCUACCAGCUGGAGGUUUCCACCACAGACUCCUCUGGGAACGUCCUGGAGGGACCCGUCAUACUGGUCGUCACCGUCAUCGACCAAAACGACAACCGGCCCAUCUUCAAGGAGUCCCUCUACACAGGAGAGGUGCUGGAGGGAUCGCCCACAGGAACCACGGUGAUGACCAUGACUGCGUUCGACGCAGACGACCCCGCCACCGACAACGCCGUGCUGCGCUACAACAUCGUCAGGCAGUCGCCGGACAAACCUUCGCCCAACAUGUUCUACAUCGACGCAGAGAAAGGCGACAUCGUCACCGUCAUUUCUCCGUCCUUACUGGACAGGGAGACUCUCCCAACUACGACGUAUGAAUUAGAGAUCGUGGCGAAGGACAUGGCAGGAAGUGAGGUGGGCCUAACAGGAACAGCGACGGCCACCAUCACCAUCACAGACAAGAACGACCACGCCCCCGAGUUCACCCAUCCUCUGUUUGAGGCCCGUGUGCAUGAGGGCUCCCGAGGCGUCGUGGUCAACCUGACGGUGGACGACCGGGACGACCCGGCCACGGGCGCGUGGCGAGCCUUGUACUCCAUCAUCAGCGGAGACCCCAAACAGAGCUUCGAGGUCCAAACCAACCCAGACAACAACGAAGGAAUGCUGUCAGUGGUCAAGCCUCUGGACUACGAGACCACUGCGUUCCACACGCUUCUCAUCAGGGUGGAGAACGAGGAUCCUUUGGUUCCCGACGUUGGCUACGGUCCCAGCUCCACGGCGACCGUCCACGUCACAGUGGAGGACAUCAACGAGGGACCCGUCUUCUUCCCAGACCCCCUGCUGGUCACCAGGAUGGAGAACGUCCCAGUGGGCAGCUUCGUGGCGUCACUCAACGCCUCAGACCCAGACGUCCUGGAGAUCCAGAGCAUCAGAUAUGCGGUUCUGAGCGACCCGGCGGCUUGGCUGAGUGUGAACCCGGUCAGAGGAACCGUCAACACCUCGGCCUCUCUGGACCGGGAGUCUCCAUAUGUCCAUGCGAAUAAAUACACGGCUCUGUUCGUCGCCACAGACAACGGCACGCCUCCGGCCACCGGGACGGGGACGCUCAUCAUCCAUCUGGAAGACUACAACGACAACGCCCCGUUCGUGGUGCCGUCGGUGGCGCAGGUGUGCGAGGACGCCGGCGACAUGAACGUAGCUGUGGUCGCAGGACGGGACAAAGACUUGGCGCCCAACGCGGCGCCGUUCAAGAUAGAACUGGGGAAACAACCGGGCCUGGACAAAACAUGGAGGGUCACCAGAAUCAACUCCACUCAUUCCCAGAUCAUGCUCCUGCAGAGUCUGAAGAAAGCCAACUACCAGCUGCCGCUGCUCAUCACGGACUCAGGGGUGCCCCCUUUGUCCAACAGCACAGAGGUCAAAGUUCAGGUGUGCAUCUGUACAAAGACCAAGAGAUACUGCAGCUCCGCCCACUCCCACCGCACUAGCCUUGUUGUGCUGCUGUCGACACUGCUGCUUGUCCGUCUCUGCCUGUAAGUCCUACUGAAACCUCUCAUUGUCCUUUUCGCACCACUGAGAAGCAACGACGAAUCUCCCCACGCGCCCGGGAUUAGGAGGAGAAGAAGAAAUCUUCUCACCUCGACGAAAUCCAACAAGCAAACCUAGAGCUUUCUCCCUGGGACAGCGCCGCCGCCUGUCAGCCAUCUUUGUUUUUAAAUCACUUCCUGUUUCCUGCUGGCCCUCUUCAUUCUUCCUCUCCAUCUUCACCUCUCUGAUCUUGCGUUCCUAUUCUUUCUUUUUUCUCUCCCUCUAUCCAUCAUUGAUUAUUGAUUUCUGUCCCAACCUGCCCCCCCCCGUUGCAGAGCUAGGAAUGUAGCGGUGUUAGCAGUGUUAGCAUCGCGCCACAUCCUGAAGGAACAUUAAUACUGAUAUGGAGAGAAAAAAGCAGAUUAAGUCCUAAUGAAGCAGGAACCUCCCCUCCCCGUCGUCAUGGCUACCUCUUUUCCCUGUACCCCCAUGAAGACUGCCUGGCUGUGUUAGCGUCUCCCGCCCGUCCGUUGACCUGCGUGCCGCCGGCCCAGUGAACUCUGCAGCCCGUCUGGUCGGCGGGGAGCGGCGGUGUUAACGUGUUUCUUUAUCUUCUCGUCAGAGUGUUUGAUCGUUUGAUCUUGUUUCCGUCUCAGAGGACUGAAGCGUCUUUCUUUGUCUGCGGUCUGUUGGUGGUUGUGGCUUUUUUAGGACGAGGUUGUAGCCAUAAGCCUUCAAAAUAAGAGACUCUGGAGUCGUUUCCUCAGUUUGCUUCUGUUCUUAUCGCAUUAGUUAUCAUGGAGUGGGAAACAGUAAAUCUUUACAGUAAUGGUGUAAACCUGAAAAAAAAGUACUAUUAUAUAAAUAUUUUUAUUUUUUACCAUUGUAUAAAUAUACAGUAUUGAUUAACUUAUGUAGUUUGAUUGCAAGUCUUUCACAGUAAGUCUGUUUUAAAAGAGGAAACCAUCUUUUCUGUGAAAUUAGAGGCUAUUGUUGUGUUCACUAUUUUACUGUAACAUCUUUGGUUUCUGAUUGUUUUCCUUUUUGAAGCGUGAUUCAUUUUGCACAAUCAGGAGUGAAGUUUGUUGACUGCAGCUGUUUGGGUUCGGUUCGUUCUCCCGCCUCUCCUCCUCUCAUUUCCAGUCAGAAGAAGAAAAACAAAGACUUUGGUGGAUCGUUUUCCUUUUUGUCUUCGUUCAUCGGAGAAACGUAGCGUGUGUGCGUUCGUCUGGAGACCAACUUAAACAAAAAAGGACAUCUUGAAUGAGUUCUGUCUGUCUUUUGCACUAAUUUAAUAAAGCCGUUACUGAAAGUUCC